AUGCUGGGACGAGCACUCGCGGUGCUCUGUGCCUUGGUCGUUGCCGCCGAAGCUCACUCCUGGGUAGAACAACUGAUGGUCAUCGCCAAAAAUGGCACCUUCGUUGGCAGCCCCGGAUAUCCCCGAGGGUUCUAUCCUCGCUCUAAGGCGGGGUAUUCCGACCUAACUAUGGAGUACCUGAUUCCACCAGAUGGCACGUCAGACGUGACAAAGAUCGCCGACGGCACGAAGUUGUGCCGGACUGAACAACAGACACAAGACCAGACUGACGGGUAUCCUCGAUUGCAAGCUAGCUCUGGUGCCAUGGUUGCCCUCCGUUAUCAAGAAAAUGGUCAUGUCACCCUGCCCAUGAACCAGAAGGGAAAGCGACCUGUGUGGUGGCCGGACAGCCGAGGCACAGUCUAUGUUUACGCAACUACCAGCCCCAGUGCCUCUGAGACUUUCCAGACCGUCAACGGCACCUGGCCGAUAGAUGGCAGUGAAGGCACAGAAGGGUGGACCACGAGCGGGGAUCUCAGCAAGGGCCGGCUGAUCGCUAUGCACAACUUCGACGAUAAACGCUGCUAUCAGAUAAACUCUGGCGAUAUCUCUUUACAACGCCAGCAGAGCUUCGCCCACACGGCGAACCAGUUGAUGGGGGCCGAUAUGUGGUGCCAGAUUGAUGUCGAACUUCCCAGCGAAGUCACCAGUGGCAAGACAGUUACGCUUUACUGGGUGUGGGAUUGGCGCACCUGGCCCCAAGAGCAGGCCACCGACUACGAUACCACCUAUCCCGAUGGUAAGAUGGAGGUCUAUACCACGUGUAUGGAUAUCGACAUCGUGAGCGAUUUGGAGGACGAGACCAGUUCCGCCACCGAGUAUAUUGCUGGGCAGGAUCUCAACAAUGCUGCCAUCUCCUCGGAGAUGGCUAAUCCGACGGCCAUGGGCGGUAUUGUCGGGGCUCGUGGAGUCGCAGCCACUGUCACCGAGCAGAGCACCGAGACCUUUUGCGUGGAGCAGAAGACCUUGACGAACACCAUCACCUCCGGCACCAAGACAUCGACUACGGUGGUUACGACCACCACGCAGUGGCCCCUGCCCACUGAUGGAACAUGCUAG
Molecule: messenger RNA, 1098 nt
Organism: Penicillium macrosclerotiorum
Lineage: Eukaryota; Fungi; Ascomycota; Eurotiomycetes; Eurotiales; Aspergillaceae
Exons: 1
Coding region: 1-1098 (365 amino acids)
Source: RefSeq, a predicted model, not a curated record